Sebastes umbrosus (honeycomb rockfish) is the source of this 1505-nucleotide messenger RNA. RefSeq names its product chitobiase, di-N-acetyl- (gene ctbs). The transcript has 7 exons. Gene Ontology annotation, cellular component: extracellular region. Gene Ontology annotation, molecular function: chitin binding; chitinase activity. Bases 79 to 1176 code for a protein of 365 amino acids. NCBI's taxonomy places the organism in Eukaryota, Metazoa, Chordata, Actinopteri, Perciformes, Sebastidae. Gene Ontology annotation, biological process: carbohydrate metabolic process; chitin catabolic process. The record is from RefSeq and is a predicted model, not a curated record.
UGUCAGCCUCCGUACAGGCCUGAUGUUUCUGAUUUGUUUGCGGCUCUCAGCUUAAACUUCCUCCUCCUGGUCUGAAACAUGUCGAUAAAGUCCUGCUUUCUUCUGUGUCUGUGGUCGGUGAUCCUGGUCCUGGUCUGCAGGGCUGCCGUGUGUCCGUGUGAGAGACCGGAGCUCUGUCAACAGAUCUGGGAGGAGAGAGACUUUGAGGUGUUUGUGUUUGACGUGGGUGGAAAGACAUGGAAGUCUUACAACUGGAGCAUGGUGACGACUGUGGCGACGUUUGGAAAAUAUGAUGCUGAUCUCAUGUGUUACGCUCACUCCAAAGGAGCACGGGUUGUACUUAAAGGUGACGUUCACCUGCCCUACAUUGUGGACCAAGAUAACAGGACGGCGUGGAUAACAGAGAAGGUCAACUUGGCAAAGAGUCAGUUUAUGGAUGGGAUCAACAUUGACAUCGAGCAAGCAGUGAACAAGAGCUCGCCAGUGUACUACGCUCUGACAGACCUGGUCAAAGAGACCACUGAGGCCUUCCACAGGGAGAUCCCAGGCUCACAGGUCUCCUUUGACGUUGCCUGGUCACCAAAUGAUAUCGACCACCGCUGCUAUGAUUACGUCGCCAUCGCUGAAUCCUGCGACCUGCUGUUUGUGAUGUCCUAUGAUGAACAGAGCCAGAUCAUGGGGGACUGCAUUGCAAUGGCAAAUGCCCCACUCUCUCAAACACUGGAAGGUUAUGACCAGUUUUUGAGUCUGAAGAUCGAUCCAAAGAAGCUAGUGAUGGGAGUCCCGUGGUACGGCUAUGACUACCAAUGCCUCAACUUCACCCAGGAGGGAGUAUGCUUUCUAACCAAAGUACCUUUUCGUGGAGCCCCCUGCAGCGAUGCAGCUGGAAAACAGAAAACAUACAAGUGGAUGAUGAAGCAGAUCAACAGCUCAAUGUCCGGCAGGCUCUGGGAUGACAAGCAGAAAGCUCCUUACUUCAAUUACAAGGACCAGACAGGACAGAUUCAUCAGGUUUGGUACGAUGACCCACAGAGUAUCUGUCCCAAGGCGGAGGCGGUGAAAUCUAAAGGUUUGAGGGGCAUUGGCAUGUGGAAUGGUAACAUCUUGGACUACAGCGAUGAACCAGUCGCCAAGCAGCAGACCGCAAUGAUGUGGAAUGUACUCUUAGGAUGCUAGCUGGGAUACACUUGAGACUGCUGCAGAAAUGUACACCAACCCUCCUGUUUGUUCCUAAGUCCAUAUAUCCCUUUGUAGCAGUAAUGGGGUGUGGCUUCCCUCUGUUUGGGGAUGCAUACUUGCACUUCAGAGUUUAUUGUGGCUUGUACUACUGUUGUCGUUGAAUGUAUAGUUUCGUCUCUGACAUUCCUCUGUGCAAACUGAAAAAAGACAACCAAUCUUUAUAAUGUGACACAAACUGUAUUUUUGAUUGACCAAAAUUGAGCUUACUGAGAUCUUUGCACUUUUACGCUUUACAUAAAUAAAAAAUGUUCUGAUGAAUCUGUAAA